Messenger RNA from Argiope bruennichi, 838 nucleotides. RefSeq lists its product as uncharacterized. The transcript is spliced from 2 exons. Lineage: Eukaryota; Metazoa; Arthropoda; Arachnida; Araneae; Araneidae. The coding region runs from base 41 to 838 and encodes 265 amino acids. The record is from RefSeq and is a predicted model, not a curated record.
GCUUGGAGGAGGAACAUCUAUGUCUCUUUCUUCAUGAAUCAUGAAACGGCGGACAGCGUUAAUUCUUCAGAUGGCGAGAAAGCGCCAAAUGAUAGAAAAAGGCGUUACUGAAGCACCAGGCCCAUCACACAGGGAUGAAUGGCGAAUUGUGUCACCAGAUCCAUCACCAAGGGAUGAAUGGCGAAUUGUGCCACCAGUGUCACCAACAGCGAUAGGUUCUACAUCAACGGUUUUAGGUACACAAGAAUGGGUAAACAACCUGCCGGACCCCGAUUAUUUUGAACUACAACCAGAACAACCAAUGCAGUACAGAUGCAAUGAUAGCAAUGAGAUGCAAGACUUUUGUGAAGAUGCCGGAAUAAUUAAUACUGAUGGCACUUUGAAUUAUAUUAAGAUUGUAAAUAAUGGAGUUAACGAAAUGAAUGAGACUGAUGGGGUUUCUAAAAAGACUGAGACUGGAAUUCCUGAAACCAGUGAGACUGGAGUUACCAAAGUUAAUAAGACUAGUACUAGUAUUACCAAGAUAAAUUUGAAUAAAAUUUCCGAAGAAAAUGAGUCUAGUGUUACCAAAAUGAAUGAGAAUGGAGUUAAUGAAGAAAAUGAGGCUGAUGUUACCAAAAUAAAUGAAAAUGAAGUUACCGAAGAAAAUGAGACUGCUGUUACCAAAAUAAAUGAAAAUGAAGUUACCGAAGAAAAUGAGACUGCUGUUACCAAAAUGAAUGAGAAUGGAGUUAAUGAAUUGGACAAGACUGGUAGAGAUUCUGAUGGGGCACCAGACCCUUUGCAGCGUCUGACGGCGAAGAAAAUGAUCCGUCAUACAACCCUGACAAUGAAAUGA